CAAAUACGGCACGUGAUAAGAAGAGCCAGCCAAAACGACCUUCAUUAGAACAGGUAAGCAGUCGUUUUGCACCUUCUCCAAUCGGAUUACCAAGUCGUCCCAACCCAACGCUUACAAAAACAAUGUUGUAGCAAUAAGCAACAUUGAAUUCCAGGACAGGACAGGGCAGGACAGGGUUGUGGUUUCCUGUGGUGGUGAUUCAGAAAUUCCGGCGAGGAAGGAACUAUGAGCGGAAGAGUGAAGAAGGAGGUAGAAGAAACUGAUUUCAUUAAACCGCUGCUGUUUAAUAAAGAGCAGCUCAAAUCUGUCAAAGACGGUAAACAGAAGAGUCCGAUGGAGGCUACUGAAAAGCAUCUUAAGAUUAAGAGAAGAUAUUCGGAUCCGAAACUCAAGUUUGUGAUAUCAGGUCAUGCAGGGAAGUGUAUCUGUUGUAGGCAGAAUAAGGCUCCGGUUGAAAGAUCGACCACUGUUGGAGAUGGUAAGUCAUCUGCUAUGAUUCGGGCAGAAGAGGUUCAAUCCAAUCUAGAACCGGCAUUCCCUAGCUUUGUGAAAUCUUUGGUCAGAUCACAUGUUGCUAGUUGUUUUUGGAUGGGGCUUCCUGGAACAUUCUGUAGAGCACACUUGCCAUCUGUGGAUACUACUGUGACUUUGCAAGAUGAAUGUGGGAAGGAAUUCAAGAUGAAAUACAUCGCAUAUAAGACAGGCUUGAGUGCUGGUUGGAGACAAUUCUGUGUUGCUCACCAAUUGUUUGAGGGGGAUGCAUUAGUCUUUCAAUUAACUGGGUCUUGCACUCUUAAGGUGUACAUAAUAAGGGCUAAUGAUUUGACGGAAGUGGAUGGUGCUCUAUGUCUGCUGAAUUUGGAUGCUCAAAUUAAACAAAAUGUUGCAGGCAAGUUGGUUAAUGUCUCUGUCUUGCAAUUUUUGGUGUGCUGUGUAUGGUAUUUCUAAUAUUUCUUUG
Populus nigra (black poplar) is the source of this 958-nucleotide messenger RNA. Its product is annotated as B3 domain-containing protein At3g19184-like. NCBI's taxonomy places the organism in Eukaryota, Viridiplantae, Streptophyta, Magnoliopsida, Malpighiales, Salicaceae. Gene Ontology annotation, molecular function: DNA binding. The record is from RefSeq and is a predicted model, not a curated record. The transcript is spliced from 6 exons. The coding region runs from base 226 to 948 and encodes 240 amino acids.